Balaenoptera acutorostrata (minke whale) is the source of this 392-nucleotide messenger RNA. RefSeq names its product WAP four-disulfide core domain 13 (gene WFDC13). Lineage: Eukaryota; Metazoa; Chordata; Mammalia; Artiodactyla; Balaenopteridae. The transcript has 4 exons. The coding region runs from base 1 to 282 and encodes 93 amino acids. The record is from RefSeq and is a predicted model, not a curated record.
AUGAAGCCUGCGCUGCUUUUCCAGCUCCUGCUGUUGACUUGCUUAGCACCACAGCUGGUGUCUGGGAGUCCCAAGCAACAUUUUUCGAGGUAUAUCUUGGAACCUCCACCCUGCAGAUCAGACCCUGAAAACUGUACUCAUUUCUGCACAUUGCAGGAAGAUUGCCAUCCAGGAUUUCAGUGCUGUUCUGCCUUCUGUGGCAUAGUCUGUACAUUAAACAAAAAUGUAAACCGUGAAAGACACAAAACCAAGACCUUGAGAAACACCAGGGCUGGCAAGUGAGGCAUGUUUCCCAGAGCAUGUUGUUCCAUAUAAAUUAGCUCCCAAAGAAGACAAGUAUCAUGUCUCUGAUCUCUGAAAUAUCUUCUCAGAUGGAACAAGGCAUAUUUGUG